This is a messenger RNA of Oncorhynchus masou masou (cherry salmon), 1590 nucleotides long. Its product is annotated as pro-cathepsin H-like. Bases 9 to 1031 code for a protein of 340 amino acids. The transcript has 12 exons. Gene Ontology annotation, cellular component: lysosome. Gene Ontology annotation, molecular function: cysteine-type endopeptidase activity. The record is from RefSeq and is a predicted model, not a curated record. NCBI's taxonomy places the organism in Eukaryota, Metazoa, Chordata, Actinopteri, Salmoniformes, Salmonidae.
GUCAUGUGAUGCAUUGGUUGCGAAACACACGCGGAAGUAUGGCGCUGUGCUCUGUUGCUUUUAUUCUUGCUUUUUUGCAUUUAGCCAAUUUAACACCCUUGUUUUUACCUGAAGAGGAAUAUCACUUCAAACAAUGGAUGUUACAGUAUAAUAAAGUCUAUGCUCUGGAGGAGUACCACCAUCGUCUGAACAUCUUCACUGGGCAUAAGAGGAGAAUCCACUAUCAUAAUGCAGGGAAGCACACAUUCUCAAUGGGACUGAAUCAGUUUUCUGACAUGAGCUUUGCAGAGUUUAGGAAGACUUUCCUCCUGACUGAACCUCAGAACUGCUCUGCCACCAAAGGGAGUCACAUCAGCAGCCCUGGGCCAUAUCCUGGUUCUGUGGACUGGAGAGAGAAGGGAGACUAUGUGUCACCUGUCAAAUAUCAGGGUCAUUGUGGAAGCUGCUGGACCUUCUCCACUACCGGCUGUCUUGAGUCUGUUACCGCUAUAGCUACUGGAAAACUCCCACUUCUGUCUGAGCAGCAACUGGUGGACUGUGCUCAAGACUUCAACAAUCACGGAUGUAUGGGGGGACUCCCAAGCCAGGCGUUUGAGUAUGUUAAAUACAACAACGGACUCAUGACCGAAGAUGACUAUCCUUACACGGGACAUGAUGGCUCUUGCAAUUUCAAGCCCGAGUUGGCAGCUGCCUUCGUGAAAGAUGUUGUCAACAUAACAAGUUAUGACGAAAAGGGCAUGGUUGAUGCUGUGGCCAGACUGAACCCAGUCAGCUUUGGAUAUGAAGUGACUGAUGAUUUCCUCCACUACAAAGAUGGUGUGUACAGCAGCACUACGUGUAAGAACACUACAGACAAUGUGAACCAUGCUGUACUGGCAGUGGGAUAUGGUGAAAAGAAUAGCACUCCAUAUUGGAUCGUGAAAAACUCCUGGGGCACCAACUGGGGAAUGGAUGGAUAUUUCCUAAUAGAACGAGGGAGGAACAUGUGUGGACUGGCAGCCUGCUCCUCUUAUCCUCUCCCCCCGGUGUGAUGUAACGGGAACUCAGAAGAGAACGCCACAGUCAGUCUUCAGCUACAGUAUGAGAAAAACAGGAUACAUUUUCUCAUUCAGAGGACAGGAGUGGGCUUCUCUGUAUUAUUUGCAUGGACAUGUUUUUAAGAACUGUAGUUAUACUGUUACAAUGUGAGUUUUACAUUUUCCAAGUUACUUAUUUUAAAUGAAUUAUAACUGGAUCGUAUUAUGAAGGUUUGUACUGUAUAUGGUAAGUGGCUGGUCAUGGUUAGUUAGUAGGCACUGGGUAGUGAGUGUCUUUGAAUCGUGUGCUUAUGUAGCCACAUAUUGCUCUGGUUUUGAGUGUGUAAGAGAUCCUAGUUAGUACUGUAGUUGACUACUGUCACAAAAGCACCAAUAUUUUAGCUUCUCUUGAUUUGACAUUUUGGUUCGUGUUAUAUUUUCUUUAGAGUUUUGUACUAGGCAUAUUUUGUGUAUUUUAGACUGAUGCUGCUGAAGGUUGUAAAAAAAAAAAAAAAAAAAAAAAAAAAAAAAAAAUAUAUAUAUAUAUAUACACAGUACCAGUCAAAAGUUGACA